GCCGAGGGACCCCGCGAAACCCGGCGCCUGGGCACAAAGGCGGAGACUGUGUGCUGCUGAGCUCGCAGGGAGCCAGCGGGUUCCUGGGCAGGCAGCGAUCGCAGCCCUGAGGGAGCUGAGGCAGGAGGAUUGCCGCGAGUUCGAGGCCAGCCUGGGCCACGGAGCAGCUGAAGGCCUUUGAUAAUGAAGUCAAUGCUUUCUUGGACAACAUGUUUGGACCACGAGAUUCUCGAGUUCGAGGGUGGUUCCUGCUGGACUCUUACCUUCCCACCUUCAUCCUCACCAUCACGUACCUGCUCUCGAUAUGGCUGGGUAACAAGUACAUGAAGAACAGGCCUGCUCUGUCUCUCAGGGGCAUCCUCACCUUGUAUAACCUCGCAAUCACACUUCUUUCUGCAUAUAUGCUGGUGGAGCUCAUCCUCUCCAGCUGGGAAGGAGGUUACAACUUGCAGUGUCAGAAUCUCGACAGUGCAGGAGAAGGUGAUGUCCGGGUAGCCAAGGUCUUGUGGUGGUACUACUUCUCCAAACUCGUGGAGUUCCUGGACACGAUUUUCUUUGUUCUUCGAAAAAAGACCAAUCAGAUCACCUUCCUUCAUGUCUAUCACCACGCGUCCAUGUUUAACAUCUGGUGGUGUGUUUUGAACUGGAUACCUUGUGGUCAAAGCUUCUUUGGACCAACCCUGAACAGUUUUAUCCACAUUCUCAUGUACUCCUACUACGGCCUGUCUGUGUUCCCGUCCAUGCAUAAGUACCUUUGGUGGAAGAAGUACCUCACGCAGGCUCAGCUGGUGCAGUUCGUACUCACCAUCACGCACACGCUGAGUGCUGUGGUGAAGCCCUGUGGCUUCCCCUUUGGCUGUCUCAUCUUCCAGUCUUCCUAUAUGAUGACGCUGGUCAUCCUGUUCUUAAACUUCUAUAUUCAGACAUACCGGAAAAAGCCAGUGAAGAAAGAGCUGCAAGAGAAAGAAGUGAAGAAUGGUUUCCCCAAAGCCCACUUAAUUGUGGCUAAUGGCAUGACGGACAAGAAGGCUCAAUAAAGUGAAGUGUUGGGGAACACAAACUGAGGUGGUGGCGGUGGCGGCAGCGAACAGAUGAGCUUGUUUUAAAGCAGAGACUGAAUAGAAAGUUGUAAGUUUUAGCAUAAACUAAUUCCUUUUGAGUUUGUAAAUCAUUUGUACCCAGAAUGUAUUAUAAUAUAUUGCUAUUAGGUUACUCAACUAACUGGAGCCAUGCCGACCUCUACAAACCUCAGAGCAGGUGCACAGCCCCCUCUCCGGAGCGCUUUGUAAUGCCUUAUUCAUGACGAAAUCCAGGAGACUCGGGCUUUGUUUCCUCGUGGCAAGUCUUCAGAGUUAAUUUUCUUUAGAUUAGAUGUGUAAAACUGUUCCUUGUAGUGUAAAUGUCAGGUCUGUUCUAGUCUAUGUCAAGCAAUAACUGUCCGUGCAUAAAUCGAUUAGUCUGCUGUUGCUCAAGGCAGCAGCCCCAGGCAGCAUUUAAACGGGAUCCUUAGCAAGACAGAAUCCAGCAAAACCCCUUCCCCUCGAAAGCCAGGAGUCUCAUCUGCUACAUUUUUUUUUUAACCACCUCUGAUUUCCAACUUAGUGAUGUGGUAAUGAAAUUUGCUCGUCUUCAUUCCAUGAAGGAACAGCCUCUUGAGCUGGGUAUGGUGGCACCCAUCUGUGAGUCCAGCAUUUGGGUAUUGAGACAGCCUAGGGUACACAGGCACAAGACCCUGUCUCAACCAGAAAAGAAAAAUGUGUUUGCCAAAUCAUAACUCAGGGGCUUUGAACAGAGCUGUCUCUGUUUCAAUUGGCAUCCUUGCUCAUCCAUUCCUGUCUACCUCCCUUGUUAGUCUGGAUUCCUGGAGUUCUGUUCCCCACGUCCAAAGCCAGUGUCUACAUACAGCUGCCAUGCCCUUUCUGAACAAAGGCUGGAGUCGGCCAAUUGCAGUUCUUCUUGGCACAGAAACGCAAUUGGAAUAUUUACAAAUCAUAAUCAACAGAGCCCCAGGGGCAAAAUAGACAUUCUAUUUGUCAACUGUUGCUGCUGAGCCUGCUCGUGAGCACCAUUGCAAGUAGUUGCUAUCAAGCUUCUUCAUGAGUUAAAGUUAAGUUUUAGAAAGGAGAAAAGCAUAUAGCAGUCGUUUGGAAAGAUCUCGUGGGGUGGGACUAAGCCAUGCUCAGAACUGUGGUCUCUGUGGAGAACCUAGUACAGAGCCUGAGCAAGGCAGUGAACCACCUCCCUUUCCUCAUGGAUCACCACUGUUAAACUAUACCAGGCGUGAAAAGGGGCAUUUUCCAAAACAUACACAAAACACAACUUACUCUAUUUCCCCUCCAUUUUAGCAAAUGUAUUCUUGGCUCAUGGCACUGGCACCCAGCGCAUGGGCACCAGGUAGGCGUUCCUCGAGUGCCAACGGCGGGGCCUGCCCACCCCUGUCUUCCUUUCUGGGCAAGCUCCCAUUUUAAUUUUUCCCUGUUAAAAAUUGUACAGAUGUUUUCAACUCGUAACUAUUCCACCCUUCUCGCUGGUGUAUUUAGAAAACCACCACAGUCCGAUGUCCUGUGCCAUUUCUGUCAUUCCUGUUGAACAGACUCCUCCUGUCUGGUGACCACCUAUGCUUCAGUGCAUUUUCUAAACAAUUUCUCAAACUGAUCUGCUCCCAGGUGCUUUAUUACCACCAUCUCUGGUGACUUAGACUCAAAGUGGAGUGUUAUUCUUUCCCAAGAAUUCAUUUUAAGGGUUAGCUUUGAGUAUGUUAUUGUCCUUCUAUGACAAGACCAAAGGAACAAACUCCUUGGUGAAUCUGGAGUUCAGCUUUAGUUUUCAAACACAAUCUGAAAUCUGUUAGUAAAAUGAAUUCUGGGUAAAAAUGAGACUCAAGAGGCAUCACUGGCCAUUGCACCAGAUUAUUCCUGCUCACCAGUGAGAGGCGCUUAAGUCGCGCUGUGCAUCGUACCUUCAGUUUAGGCUGUUUUCAUGACCUCACAUCUGUGUAGCACAAAGGGUGUUAUCCUCCUAUAGCAGAUCAACAGUGGCAGCUCACAGUACCAGCCAGCUUUAGACCUCCCAGUGCAAAGCCCAGCGCAGCACUAAGCCUUAAGCCACCCAAGGGCUGACACACCAUGCAGAACUACGAAAUCUGUGCUGAGAAAAUGCCAUCUGGAAAGAUUUUUAACCCAUUCAUUCUUAGUGUGAAUUUUCUAAAAUAGAAGUAUUAAAGAAAUGUCUCUAUAAUCUGAUAGAAAACCGUCUUUUCCCAAGUGAAUUCCCUUUUAUUCAUGAGAACAAAAGUUCUUAGAUGCUAUCAAACCUUAAUUUCCCCAACUUUUAAAAUAAAAUGGAAUAUUUGCUGAAUGAAUUAAGCAUAGAAAAUGUCAACCCAUCAGAAUUAAAUUUAUACAUAUUGGUGGAUAAGUUCCUGUCUUCCCACAUCAGAGAAUUUUUUUUUUUUAACCAAAAUGGGCAGAAUAGCAUUUUGUAUGUUAGAGACCAUUCUUUUCUAGUCCUUCCAAACAUUCCUGUGUCACUUAAGAAUGUUAGUAGAGGUCGCUUCUUUGGAAAUUGAGGACUUUUUUUUUUUCCUUCGAAAGUAUGGCAUCUGAAGAACACAGUAUCAUGACUCGGGUGGAAAGGGAGGCAGAAGCCAUUUUUCUUUUAGAUGAAAAGCAUUCUGUGUGAUUGUUGUAUAAUAAAUUGAUUUUUACACUAAAA
This is a messenger RNA of Mus caroli (Ryukyu mouse), 3714 nucleotides long. RefSeq names its product ELOVL fatty acid elongase 2 (gene Elovl2). Gene Ontology annotation, biological process: very long-chain fatty acid biosynthetic process; fatty acid elongation, saturated fatty acid; sphingolipid biosynthetic process. Gene Ontology annotation, cellular component: endoplasmic reticulum membrane; endoplasmic reticulum. Gene Ontology annotation, molecular function: fatty acid elongase activity. The record is from RefSeq and is a predicted model, not a curated record. Lineage: Eukaryota; Metazoa; Chordata; Mammalia; Rodentia; Muridae.